Venturia canescens is the source of this 2147-nucleotide messenger RNA. It is a transcript of the gene LysRS, whose product is annotated as Lysyl-tRNA synthetase. The coding region runs from base 117 to 1862 and encodes 581 amino acids. Gene Ontology annotation, molecular function: lysine-tRNA ligase activity; ATP binding; tRNA binding. The transcript has 5 exons. Gene Ontology annotation, biological process: lysyl-tRNA aminoacylation. Gene Ontology annotation, cellular component: aminoacyl-tRNA synthetase multienzyme complex; cytoplasm; cytosol. The record is from RefSeq and is a predicted model, not a curated record. Lineage: Eukaryota; Metazoa; Arthropoda; Insecta; Hymenoptera; Ichneumonidae.
ACGGCCAACGGUCAAACUAACGAAGAAGCUCGCCUCGCAAGAUAUUUCAGAGGAAACAAAAUUGUACCAACAGAACACGGUAUUGCUGUGUUCUUUCUACAAAAAAGUUUAUCACCAUGGCUGAGGCAACGGGUGAAAAACUAUCGAAAAAUGAGCAGAAAAGGCGACUCAAAAUUCAACAAAAGGAGAAAGAAAAAUUAGAAAAUGUUGCUAAAACUGCCUCUCAACCCAAAACGCCGCCCAAAGAAAAAAAGGACGCUGUGAAAGAAGAAGAUAUUAGUCCUCACGAAUACUUCAAGCUUCGUACCCAAGCGAUAAGUCAGUUGAAGGCAGCGAAUGAUCAUCCGUACCCGCACAAAUUUCAUGUUUCAACAUCGCUGGAAAGCUUCAUUGAGAAAUAUAGUGAAAAGUUGAAAGAUGGAGAAGUUGUUGAGGAACUGCACAGUAUCGCUGGACGAGUGCACGCGAUACGAGAAUCAGGCGCGAAGUUGAUAUUCUAUGAUCUCCGUGGGGAGGGAGUGAAGAUUCAGGUGAUGGCGAAUGCGAGAAGUUACGAAAGCGAGGAUCAAUUUUUUGCUGACACAGCAAAAAUUCGAAGAGGUGAUAUAAUUGGAGUUUUUGGUAAACCAGGAAAAACAAGGAAAGGUGAAUUCUCAAUAAUGCCAAGUAGUAUAAAACUCUUGAGUCCGUGUUUGCACAUGUUACCACAUUUGCAUUACGGGUUGAAGGACAAAGAGACACGUUUCCGACAGCGUUAUCUUGAUCUCAUACUGAACGACAAAGUACGAGAAAAGUUUCACAUCCGAGCUAGAAUCAUAGCUUACAUUCGUCGUUUCUUUGACGAGAUGGGCUUCCUUGAGGUCGAAACGCCCAUGAUGAACAUGAUCGCUGGCGGUGCAACUGCCAAACCGUUCAUCACCCAUCACAACGAUCUCAAUAUGGAUUUAUUCAUGAGGAUCGCGCCUGAACUCUAUCACAAAAUGCUUGUCGUCGGUGGAAUUGAUCGCGUUUAUGAAAUCGGUAGACAAUUUAGAAACGAAGGUAUCGAUAUGACCCACAAUCCGGAAUUCACUACUUGCGAGUUCUACAUGGCUUAUGCUGAUUAUCACGACCUCAUGACCAUCACCGAAAACAUGAUAGCCGGUAUGGUCAAAAGUAUUCAUGGGAACUAUAAAAUCACUUAUCAUCCCGAUGGACCAGAAGGUGAACCCGUAGAAAUUGAUUUCACCCCGCCUUUCAAACGAGUUCAGAUGAUGGAAACGCUCGAAGAAAAACUUAAAGUAAAAUUACCCGAAGCUGACAAACUCAACACGCCGGAAGCUGUGCAAAUCCUGACUGACAUUUGCGACAAGCAUGGCGUCGACUGUCCACCACCCAAAACCGGAGCUCGUUUAUUGGACAAACUAGUCGGUGAAUUCAUUGAGGAAACUUGUAUAAAUCCAACUUUCAUUCUCGAUCAUCCUCAAGUCAUGUCUCCUCUAGCCAAGUGGCACCGAUCAGCUAAAGGCCUCACGGAGAGAUUCGAGCUAUUCGUUAUGAAGAAAGAAAUUUGUAAUGCUUACACCGAACUGAACGAUCCCCUCGUACAGAGAGAAAGAUUCGAGCAACAAGCCAAGGACAAAGCAGCGGGUGAUGAUGAGGCUCAACUCGUGGACGAAAAUUUCUGUACGGCAUUAGAAUACGGUUUGCCGCCUACAGCCGGGUGGGGUUUGGGCAUUGAUCGUCUCACGAUGUUCCUUACGGACUCCAACAAUAUCAAAGAAGUAUUGCUAUUCCCUGCUAUGAAACCGGACGAUCCUACCAAAGGUAAGGAAACGGCAGAGGACGAAAAAUCAACGAUUUCAAAUAACAUAGAGAAAUAAUCUCCAAAAGACGCGUACCGCGACAGUCAAUAAAAACGAUUGAAUGAAAACAAAUUUUAUGCAAAAAAUUUUUUAUUCAACACUAAUAAUUAAGAUAUGUCUUGAAAUAAUUGAGGAGGGAGACAAAAAUACUGGAAAUUUUUGAAAGGAAUUUUCGGUUUUUUUUCUCGACUACUCAUAAUCGACUAAGUAUUUGAUUUCUCAAUGAAUUUGGGACGAAUUUGGCUUCAGGAGAAACUGGAAUUUGGAGGUGGAUGGUUAAGUAAAAAAAUAAUGUUUUUCGCA